AUGCACAGGAACCGCAUAGAGAGAACCGCGUCCAAACGAUGGCGGGGCACCGUGCGGCGUAUUGUGUCAGCUGCCGUUUAUAACCUGUCCUGUUUUACCCACGGAUGCAGUACAGGAUGGGUGUCAGGAGUACUAGGGAGCGAGGCUUUAACAGGAGGUGCCUGGUUAGCCGCACUACCGUGCCUGAUAAGCUGGUCGUUAGCAGCAUGGUGUGGUCCCCGAGGAGUGUGGGCUGCCAGGGUAGCAGCCGGCGCAGGAGGUGCAGGUGCCCUCGCAUUGGCACCGCUGUAUUGUGCCGAAAUCGCUCCAAGAACAAGGGGAUUAGCCGCAAUGCCUUCAUUAGCAUGCAGUUGCGGCAUUCUAUUCGCGUACGCAGCCGGCGGUGUACUGUCAGCACAUGCACUAUCGCUAUCAAUGGCGAUACCACCUUGUCUGCUCCUGGUGUCACUGAUCUGGUUACCAGAGACACCUUCGUUCCUCAUCAGCGUCGGGAGGAUACAGGAUGCAGCAAAAAUAAUCUGCUGGUUCGAUGGCUCUGACUUCCGAGAAGAUCUGACAGACGUGAUAGAACAGCAAGAAGUCAAGAUCAGGACUUCAGACUGCUACGGGAGACGGGAUCCCAUCCGAAGGCAGGACUCGGACACCUUCCAGCCGAUGCUGAAGAGAAGUAGUGGACUGGACUCUAAUUCUGAGAAGAAAAGAGAGCAGUCAGCUUGUAGGGAGCUAUUUCGACACCGACGCACGCGUCGUGCACUAUUCUCAUGCCUGGUACUACUGAGUGCCGCUGCGGGCAGUGGCGCCGGCGCAGUCAACAGUUUUGCAGCGGCAGUACUGCGACACUCCACGCACAGUGUACCCCAUCUUAACGUUACAGCUUACAACUUUACUAUGUAUAAUGGAACUGCGCCUCGCUCACUGUUCGAACCAUCAGAAGCUGGUUCCAUACUAUGCGGUACUGCACUGGUCCUUGGAGCCGCGGUUGCUACUGUUUCUGUAGACAAACUUGGCAGAAAGAUGCUGCUGCUCUGGUCAUGUUCAGGAAUAACCUGUUGCCUCGCCAUACUAGGAGCGUACUGUGACCCCAACAUACGUCUGUACUCCUGGUACUCUCACCGCUUGUGGCCUUACAAACGAACGCACAAUAUCAAGGAGAAGGGCCUACAAUUGACGGAAAACUUCACACAAGUUAAUGCAAUUCCAGAAUGGAAGAAUUAUACGAACGAUAGUUCCAGGUUUAGAGUGGUACUUGAGAAUGGUAGUGUUCCUGGAGAAUGGAAAGUUCAGAAUUUGACGAAUGUGGUAGAAAAUGCGGAGAAGCAAGAAGAAAAUUUAUGGGCCCCUGUAGCUUUGAUGUCAGUGGUGCUGUUUUUGUACAAUAUAGGAUUGGGAUCCGUGCCUUAUGUACUUAUAUCUGAAUUGUUUACCAUCAAUGUAAGAAGCCUAGCAUCCAGUCUCCUAAUAUCAUGGAUGUGGCUUAGCAGUUUCUUCAUUCUUCGGUACUACGGCACCAUCGCCGUCUCUGUAGGCCUUCACGGCACUUACUACAUAUGCGCCUCCAUCACACUCCUGGGAUCCUUGUACAUAUUCUUUAUUAUUCCUGAGACGAAAGGAAAAGCCCAAGAACAAAUCGACGAAGCCCUUGACGGACCAUUACUGGUGAUUAACCGAAAGAGAAAGAACCGCGAUCAACGAUGACAGAGGAGGAUUCCAAAAGUAUUUACAGUGUUCUUCUCAUCAUUAUAAGCUGCUAUGAGUUCAUGAUACCCUGGUAGGGCGAGAGUUUGCCAAAUGGAAGUCGCUCAAUUAUGUUAAUGGCGAUUGACAAACAUAUCGAGGUAAGAGUGUUCCGAAGCUAGAAAUUAAUGACAAUGUGUUUCAAUGGUACGGUCGGUGGUGUAAGAU
Spodoptera littoralis (African cotton leafworm) is the source of this 1902-nucleotide messenger RNA. The record is from the annotation of a GenBank genome assembly. Lineage: Eukaryota; Metazoa; Arthropoda; Insecta; Lepidoptera; Noctuidae.